ACAUUCUUCAAUUCUCACUCACCUUCACAAUUAUAGCACACACAAGAAGCCACUCAUGGAAAACAAAUUCCAAAACUCAACUUUACUUGAAUUAUCAGCAAUAGAUGAUAUUGAAGCUUUCAAAAGGGAAGUAGAAGAAAAGGGCUAUGAUGUAAAUGAGGCAGGGUUUUGGUACUGUAGAAAAAUAGGAUCAAAGAAAAUGUGUUAUGAAAAGAGAACACCCCUUAUGAUUGCUUCUUUGUUUGGAAGCAUUAGGGUGGUCAAAUAUAUCAUUGAAACAAACAUGGUUAAUGUGAACAUGGCAAUUGGUAGUGAAAAUGUCACUGCAUUACAUUGUGCUGUUGCUGGUGGCUCUAAAUCCAAAUUUGAGAUUGUUAAGCUCUUGCUUGAUGCUGGUGCAGAUGUUGAUUUCCUUGAUGAAGUAGUUAGGCAGAAACUUUCAGUGGCUAAUUCAAAAGAAUUAGUAGCUGAGAAGAAAGAUUCAGGAUAUGCUAUUGAUACAUCAUUGCCUGAUAUAAACAAUGGUGUUUUUGUAACAGAUGAAUUUAGAAUGUAUAGUUUCAAAGUAAAGACUUGUUCAAGGGGUUACACUCAUGAUUGGACUGAGUGUCCAUUUGUUCAUCCAGGGGAGAAUGCUAGGAGGAGAGAUCCAAGGAAGUAUCCUUAUAGCUGUGUUCCGUGCCCCGAGUUUCGCAAAGGAACAUGCCAGAAGAAAGAUUCAUGUGAGUAUUCACAUGGUAUUUUUGAGUCUUUGCUUCAUCCUUCACAAUACAGAACAAGGCUUUGUAAAGAUGAGAUUAGGUGUACUAGGAAAGUGUGUUUCUUUGCACACAAACAUGAAGAGUUGAGGCCUUUAUAUGCUUCUACUGGUUCAGCUAUGCCUUCACAAGAAUCAUUACCAAUUUCAAAUGUUUCAACACCACCUAUGUCUCCAUUGGUGGCUGAUUCAUCUCCUAAGAAUGGAAAUUACAUGUGGAAGAAUAAAAUCAAUCUCACUCCACCUUCAUUGCAGCUGAAAAAUGCUUUGAGUGCAAGGGAUUUGUAUCAAGAAAUGGACCUGUUACAUGGUGUUUCAAUGCAACCUUCAACUCCUAGCCAAUUUCAAUCUAUGAGUAGGCUUCAGCUGAACCAAAAUAGGAACCAUGUUCAAGCAAGUUAUCCAUUCAACAACAUUGUUUCAUCUCCUAUGAGAAAAUCAUCACCAUUUGGAUUUGAUUCAUCAGCUGCUAUGGCUGCAGCAGUGAUGAAUUCAAGGUCUUCAGCCUUUGCGACACGAAGCCAAAGCUUUAUGGAUCGCGGUGUGUCAAGACAAUAUAUCGGUGCUUCCGAAUCCAACAGUAGAAUGAACUCUGGUCUCUCAGAUUGGAUUUCAAAUGAUUGGGAUGAGCUGCAUAAGUUGAAAAAAUCUGCUUCUUUUGGAUUUAGAAAUAAUAUGGCUGCUGCUUCGCCCGUUGCACGGCCUCAACAUGCCGAACCGGAUGUCUCGUGGGUUCAUUCGCUUGUUCAAGAGGUUUCCUCUGAGAAUUCUGAGAUAUUUGGUGCUGAGAGGCUACAUUAUGAUCUCUAUAAACAGAAGUUAUCACCAUGGACAGAGCAGAUUGUAGCAUAAAGUGCCUCUUGAUUAUUCUUACUAAAGUUUCAUAUUAUGUAUUUAUUUAUUUAAUCAAUUAAUUGUAAUGUUGUUAGCAUUUAAAUUACAUAAGAAUAUAGUUUUCCACACAAUUCACUCGUCA
Molecule: messenger RNA, 1733 nt
Organism: Medicago truncatula (barrel medic)
Lineage: Eukaryota; Viridiplantae; Streptophyta; Magnoliopsida; Fabales; Fabaceae
Product: zinc finger CCCH domain-containing protein 29
Exons: 1
Coding region: 56-1609 (517 amino acids)
Molecular function (GO): metal ion binding; protein binding
Source: RefSeq, a predicted model, not a curated record